Molecule: messenger RNA, 564 nt
Organism: Rotaria sordida
Lineage: Eukaryota; Metazoa; Rotifera; Eurotatoria; Philodinida; Philodinidae
Source: the annotation of a GenBank genome assembly
AUGGCUGAACCCAAUCAAGAUUAUAGUCGUUUAGUUCGUGAAAAAGCUAAAGAACUUGAAAAACAAAUAGAACUUUUUGAAAAAGAAAAUGCUAAAUUACAAUUUCUUUGUAAUGAACAUAAUUUAGCUAUAAAAAAAUUAAAACAAGAUCAUGAUGAAUUUGAAAAAACUAAACAAAAAGUAAUGAAAAAAUUUCAUCAAAUGAAAGAAGAAGAAAUAAAAAAAUUAAAACAUGAAAAACGUUUAUUUGAACAACAUCGACAACAAUUACGUAAUCAUCGAGAUAAACGUGAACGAGAAGAAAUUGAAACAUUAAAAAAAACAAAAGAUUUAAAACAACCUAAAACACGUUGGUCAACAACAAUUAAUCGUUUAAAAGAACGUAUUGAAAUAUUAGAAUAUGAAAAUGCUGAAUUAAAACAAGAAAAAGAAAUCAUCGAACGUAAACGACUUGAUCUUAUGCAUCAAUUACAAACAGUUUCUAAACAACAACAACAACAACAAUUACAAGAAGAUACAUCAUCAUUAUCUAUGACAAGAAAAUCACUUGUAGAACUUCAAUAA